This is a messenger RNA of Caenorhabditis auriculariae, 3973 nucleotides long. NCBI's taxonomy places the organism in Eukaryota, Metazoa, Nematoda, Chromadorea, Rhabditida, Rhabditidae. The record is from the annotation of a GenBank genome assembly.
AUGACUUUAGUCUACAGUAAUCGUAUCGUUUUUGGAUUUACUGUGAUUUGUCAGCAGCCGGACAAUGAGACGCUCGCCGAUCCAGGUAAGAAUGAUCUUAGUUUUGCGAAACGUAUGCAGUUUUAUUUAUGAAGAUAAAAAAAAACCAUAAAAAACUUUGAAAUCACAUAUUUUUGUUUGUCAAGACUACUACCUCUCGGACUCGUUGAAUGUCGCCUGGAUGUUCACAGCGACAGCAAUUGGAAUGAUUUUUGGCCCGAUGCCUUUGAGUUUGACACAAGGAUGCGAUACGAGGUUUGAGAUUGAGUUCUAAAUAUAAAAAACAUAUGCGGAUCUUGAAAUUUUGAGCAAAGAAAAACUUCCGUUCCAGUGAAUUAUUUUCAAAACUCAAGGAAUCAGAAAAAUUAUUCAGAUGGUUGAUAGUUGGUUACGGAGCCAUUUCCAUCGUCAGUGUUCUUUUCUACCCUUUGGCCGAUUCAAUCGGCUUAUGGCCAGCUUUGAUUUGUCGUUUUCUUGGGGUCUAGUUCUUAUUUUUAUUUUUUUCUUAAUUGUAUUGAGUGAAUACAUUAUUAUUGGUGAUUUGGAUAGACCGCUAGUCGAAAAAGUAAAGAAAAUACCCUUUCUGUGAGAAAUUACUGAAGGAAAAUUCUCAGAAAGCUCCAAAAACUAGAAAAUAGACGAUUCUAUGAAGAUCUUAAUGUUUCCUUUGACGAAUUACUCACAAGAAAAGAUUCAGGGCUUCUCGCAGGGAAGUCAGUUGCACUUUUCCAAUGAUAUCGUAUUGCGAUGGACUCCAAAAGCCGAAAUGUCGCUAUUUUUCUCGAUCAUGUUGGCCGCCUCACAGGUUCGGCUCAUUUUCUUCUGCUUUUUUGAAGUUUUGAAAUCUUAUGUGAAUUCGAUGAAUAAUUCAAUCAAUCAUCCAUUAGGUUUUUUUAAGUCACAAAUGUAAUCGACUAAGCGGCGAACAAGAACUUUUGAAAGUACAACGAACAACAGCCUUUGGCGAACUAGAAGUCCAAAAGUGUAGUUGAUCAAGUUAACCCAACUAGUUGGAAGCAUGGUCUCUCUCCAGUUGCGCCUUGACGAGCUCAGAAUGUAGCGGAUCUUGUGCUGAAACCCGGAGACUGUGCUCUGGGUGGAAGCCUCAAAACGAGAGCAGCCCCUUUGAAUGAAGGCUUUACGCGGGACAUUCAAAAUCAAAAUGAAUUUAUCCUACAACUCAAUUUCAAGAUCGGCCCACUGUUCACGAUGAUUCUGGGCGGAGAAAUGUGCACGACUUCUUGUCUUGGUUGGAAGGCUACCUACUACGUUUUGGCCUUUUUCACCUUCAUUUCAACCGUUUCUUUUCGCCUACUACUACACGGACGACGUUUCGAUGAACAAGUGGAACUAAAAAUCCGUCAAAACACAAAGAAUGAUUCAGACACGUAGAAGAAGAAGAGGCCAAGUACAUCCUGGCAGACAAGGAGCCGCAGUGCAAGACACUCGGCGGAGUUCCCUAUAAGAGUCUUCUGACGGACGUGACCAUCUGGACGAGUCUCAUCAUGUUCAGCGGGUACUACGUCGGCAUGAUCGUCUACCAACAGUACAGCCCGACGUUCAUCAAGCAGGUCUGUAUGAAUUAACUACUUCUGGGAGUCUCACAGCUGAUUUUUAAUCCAUUCCCAUCCAUUCAUAUCUCACUAGGGUUCAAAAAUUUCUGACUUGUCUUCGCUCUCUUUUCCCUCAACACUGCUCUAUUAUUCACGUACUUUUUUUAUCUAUGAAGUGCAAAAAAAUAUAGAAAAGAAAAGCGCGAAAAUAGUCAACGGAGGCAAAAAAAUACAAAAAUUUUUUUUUCGAUCUUGACAAUGGCUGGGAAGGAAGAAAAAAAUUAAAUGAUAUUUCUGAAAAAAAUAUUAAAAACUAUCUUUUUCUGAUUUCACAGGACCUUUUAAAAUUUCAAAAAAAAAUGUCGCUGAACAAGUCAUAAUGUAACUCAUCAAAACUAUGGGGUUUUUCGGGGAAUCACUUUUUUCACAAUCAGUAUGAGUCCAUAGAAAAACAUGAGAAGUUUUCAGGUACUGAACUAUUCGAUCAGAGAGACAGGAUACUUUUCGGCGAUUCCAAUGAUUGCAGCGAUAGUGAUCAAAGUUGGAUUAGGGAAACUGAUCGGUUCGUUAUUCCGGUUAAAACUGAAUAUUUCAGAAUCUUGAGACAUCUAGUUAUCAUAAUAAAAGUUUUGCUUGUGCAUGUAAUUUUUAUGGUUCCAUAGUUCCUUGUUUUUAGAUUCACAAUUUCUUUUUUCAAAAGACAAAAUAAAGAACUAAAAAGUUUAUGAUAGCUUGGCACGGAGGAAAAGUGUAAAGAAAUGUGCAAUUUUCUUUUAACAAACUUUCCUGUCGAUUUUGUUACGGAGAUCCUCAAUUGUUGUCUUAAAAUAUCGAAGAAGUAAAUAAAGACAGCACAAAAAUGUUUAUUUCGGUUGACGGAAAAGGUCGAAGAAUGAACUUUAGAGAGACAUUACCAUCGUUCGAAACCAUUUGAAGAAUUCUUUGAUCUCAUUCCGUUUUUAUUUCAAGACUUCGGAUUUGGCAUGAGCGACAAAUGGCGUUUGGCCCUUCCUCUUGUAUUUCUCGAAGCUCCCAGUGCUGCUGCCCUAUUCCUCACUGGAUACGUCUGUUUUGCCUCUUCCAGAAAAUUUUUUUUUCUACGCUUUCAGAUGGAUGAUCGACGCCUUGCUCUUGGGUUCAACAUGCUGUUCGCCUCGCUGCACUUUUUCGUGCCGGUGAUCUGCAGCAGAACGAUUCAAAUCGUUAUAUUCUUUUUCAAAUAAAACGAAAAGAAACUUUUCAGAGAGCCGGCCAAUAUUCCCAUUUCGCCAUGAACAUCAACAUGAUCGUGGCGGGAAUCGCUCAGAUUAUCAUUCCGAUCGGAGUUCAUACAGCUGUUCCAGACAACACUCGCCAGCAGGUACCAUUAAUUAUAGUUUCAGAGGAAUUUUCAGCUAACAUGAAUUGAGAGUUGCACCAUGUUGAAUGUUGAUAAAAAAAGUUGAAAAAUUUUUUUAUCAAAAAAAUUUUUUGUAGCUGACUGAUCAUUUAAGUGUGAAGUUUUGGAUUUUCCGAAACUUCGCCAGAAAAGAAACUCUUCAAAGUUUUUUAAUAGGAUCUACCUUCUAAAGUUAUUAACUUCGAAUUUAUCCAUUUUCAAAGCUCGCUUUUAACAUUCAAAAAAAGCAGGUGUUAAAAUUUCUAACCUUCGAAAAUAAUAUUUUCGAAACAAAACUUUGCUCAGAGAGCGUUUACCGAAAAUAUAUAUCUAGACAUUCAAACAGUUUUUCGGCAAAAUUAAAUAGAAUUUUAAACUUCACACUGUGAAAAAAGUUAGGGACUCUCAAAAGUCGAAAAUUUCAACGUCUCAGAUUGAGUUCAUUUUUAGAGAGACCUUUUUCUCCGGUCACAAUUUUUCCGACUUCGAUUAAGAAAAAUUCAGUUAAAACACAGCAAUUGUCUCAUAAAGAAACUUAUUGAUUUAAUAGUUUUCUAUUACCAUAAUUCGAGAUCUAGAUGUCAUCUUGAAGAUGAAUACCUUUGCUUCCAUCAACAUGCGCUCCAUAGUUUUGAGAAAUCAAAUCUAAUCUUAGAUUGUUUUUUUGGAAAUGUUCGACGUUGAAGAGGCAUGAAAUUUUUUUCUCAAGAGGCCUCGUAGCAGUCCUUGAGACAAAAUUCUGAAGAAGCGGGAAAAACACAUAGUGAGCCCAGUCUAUUUCAAAAGUCUCCGGAAAAACUCCAUGAUCAGUGGAGAAAAAAACAAUGAGCAGCUCAGCAACAAAAAAAAUUUUUUUCUCAUUUGUUUGGCUCUAUUUCAGUGGUCCCACGUCUUCUACUUCAUCGCUGUUUUGAUUUGCUUGACGAGCAUUUCCUACGUCUUUUUGACUAAUGCCAGGCCAGCCAAAUGGACAAAAUCCACAUCCAAAGUUCUUCCGGCGUGA